Staurois parvus is the source of this 867-nucleotide messenger RNA. The record is from the annotation of a GenBank genome assembly. NCBI's taxonomy places the organism in Eukaryota, Metazoa, Chordata, Amphibia, Anura, Ranidae.
CAGGCAGCAGGCAGCGGGUCACCGGGCGGAGCAGCAGGCACCGGGCCCCCGGGCGGAGCAGCAGGCACCGGGCCCCCCGGGCGGAGCAGCAGGCAUGGCCCGGGCCCCCGGGCGGAGCAGCAGGCACCGGGCCCCCGGGUGGGGCGACCGGCAUCGGGCCCCCAGGUGGGGCGACCGGCAUCGGGCCCCCAGGCGGAGCGGCGGGCACCGGGCCCCCAGGAGGGGCGACAGGCAUCGGGCCCCCAGGAGGGGCGACAGGCAUCGGGCCCCCAGGCGGGGCAACCGGCAUCGGGCCCCCAGGCGGGGCGACCGGCAUCGGGCCCCCAGGCGGAGCGGGCGGGCGCCGGGCCCCCAGGAGGGGCGACAGGCAUCGGGCCCCCAGGAGGGGCGACAGGCAUCGGGCCCCCAGGCGGGGCGACAAGCAUCGGGCCCCCAGGCGGGGCGACAGGCAUCGGGCCCCCAGGCGGAGCGGCGGGCGCCGGACCCCCAGGUGGAGCGACAGGUCUCGGGCCCUCAGGCGGAGCGGCGGGCGCCGGACCCCCAGAUGGAGCGACAAGUCUCGGGCCCUCAGGCGGAGCGGCGGGCUCCGGACCCCCAGGUGGAGCGACAGGUCUCGGGCCCUCAGGCGGAGCAGCGGCGGGCGCCGGACCCCCAGGUGGAGCGACGGGUCUCGGGCCCUCAGGCGGAGCGGCGGGCGCCGGACCCCCAAGCGGAGCGACAGGUCUCGGGCCCCCAGGCGGAGCGGCGGGCGCCGGACCCCCAGAUGGAGCGACAGGUCUCGGGCCCUCAGGCGGAGCGGCGGGCGCCGGACCCCCAGGUGGAGCGACAGGUCUCGGGCCCUCAGGCGGAGCGGCAGGCGCCGGACCC